Molecule: messenger RNA, 1107 nt
Organism: Myodes glareolus (Bank vole)
Lineage: Eukaryota; Metazoa; Chordata; Mammalia; Rodentia; Cricetidae
Biological process (GO): chromatin organization
Cellular component (GO): nucleus; chromatin
Molecular function (GO): nucleosomal DNA binding
Source: RefSeq, a predicted model, not a curated record
AAACUGCAGGGCUCCGCACACGCUAACAUUUGCUCUGUCCCAUUUUGGUUGCUGGGAGCUGUACAAUAUCUUCAACUGCAUACGAGGCCACUGAGGAAUAUUCUUAUAGCCAGAUAGUGGCUCACACCUUUACGGAGACUGCUCUAGGCAUUUUUUCCUUCUGUCUAAGGAUCUCCUGGAGAGCUGCAACAAUGCCCAAAAGAAAGGCUGCAAGCGAUGCCAGUCAGGAGCCAAAGAGAAGAUCAGCCCGACUGUCUGCUGUGCCUGUGCCCUUUACACCAGAGCUGAGACCUAAAAGAACAUCAACUCCAAGGAAAAUGAAGAACACAAAUGUUGUAGCGGAAGAAAACAAGGAUGCAGAUGCUGUAACAGUUCCUGAGAGCAAACCCGAAGGUGUUCAGGAGGCGUGCAACACGGACAAGGCUGGAAAUGGAGAAGCCAAAGUUGUGGAGGCACCCACUCAAAAGAUGGGAGCGGAGGAAGUAAAAGAAGAGAUGAAUGAAGAUGCUGAAGAAGACGGAGGAGAAAAGAAAGAAGCCGCGGCAGAAGGAAAAGAUGAUGAGCUAGAAGAAAACAUCCAAAGUACAGAGAAAGAUGAAGAUGGAGAAGAGGACAGAGAUAAAGGUGAGGAGCUGAAAGAUGAAAACAGGGAAGACGGCCUGGAAGAGAAACCAGAGGCAGGAGGAAGUGAGGAUGCAAGAGAGGACAAAGAUGGUGGAGGCAAAGGAGGUGAUGAAAAAGAAGACAGCAAAGAGGAGCAAGGGGACGGGAAGACGGAAGGAGAGAAAGAUGACAAAGAAGAAGCUGAAACCGAGGAAGAAGUUAAAGAACAGAGAGAGGAUAAAGAAGAGGAAGGUGGAAAAUGCAAAGAGGAAAAUAAGGAAGAUGAACAGGAAGGCCAGAGUAGGGAAGACGGAAGGGAAAAAGAUGAUGGGAAAGAAGAGAGAAAGGAGGAAGAAGGCAAAGAAAAAGAGGUUAAAAGUGAAGGAAAUGAUGAAAACAAGGUGGAGGCUGAACAAGAAGCUGAAAACAAAGAUUUCAAACAAUAUGGAGGAAAAGAGGCGUCUCUGAGUACUGUCUAAAACUGCCCUGUGUGAUAUCAUAAUU